Molecule: messenger RNA, 872 nt
Organism: Hymenoscyphus albidus
Lineage: Eukaryota; Fungi; Ascomycota; Leotiomycetes; Helotiales; Helotiaceae
Source: the annotation of a GenBank genome assembly
AUGCACAUCCCAACCACCUUCCUCUCUCUCGUCCUCCCCCUCCUCAUCGGCGCCAAUCCCCUCCCAGCACCACCAACACCCCACGAGCUCCACCCAACCACCAUCCCGACGGGUAUCACGCUCCAAAACUUCACCAGGGACUGUACCAAGCCCGAGACAUGCAACUACAACUUUAUGAUCAACUACGCGCCGUUUGGGAGCCAGCCUUGCUCGGUUGUGGAUACGGUGAAGGCGACGGAUGAGAAGGCAGAUGAGCAUGCUUGGUAUGAUGUUGGGUGUAUUGAGGUGAGUUUUGUGUUGUUUCUUUUUGAUUGUUUUUUUUGGGGAGGGGGUUGGUGGUGGUGGAGGGGGAAAGGAAAGGUAGGGAGAUGAGGGCUAAUAAGAGGUGAUAGAAUCCUAAUACCUGGAAGAUCUCUUGGGGAUGGGAUUACAAGGGCGACUUUGCGGUUGUGACGGUUAAGAAUGCGCCCUUGAGUUAUGCGGCUUUCUUUGGGUAUUCGCAUCCGAAUUCGGCGAGUAAGUUUGAGGAUCAGGGGCCGAAUGCUGUUAAGUUUGUUUGAGGGAUUGGUGAUGGGUGGAGUUUGAGAGUUUGAGAGCUUGAGGAAGUAUGCUUUGUGGUGAGGGGAUGGAGUAAGGAGGGGGUGUGUUGUGUUUUUUUCAUCGGUCUUGCGUUUUGUUGCACUGGUAUGUUUUUGUUGACUUGGGGUGAGGUUGCAGGAGGAAAUUUCGUUGGUGGAAUGGGAGAGAUGGGGGAUUUUUGGUUAUCGGUCGUUAGUAGGGUUUAUUGCUUGUCUUCCGUAGGAAUAGGAAUACAUCUUUCAUGAAUUCCAACUUGAAUCAAAGGGUGUUCAUGCGAGUAUGUUAAGAUGGUG